Molecule: messenger RNA, 1029 nt
Organism: Closterium sp. NIES-65
Lineage: Eukaryota; Viridiplantae; Streptophyta; Zygnematophyceae; Desmidiales; Closteriaceae
Source: the annotation of a GenBank genome assembly
AUGUUGCUGCUCCAACGAUGCUCACACCUCACUUCCCUCCACCUCCUCACCUCCACCUCCUCCUCCUCCUCCUCCUCUUCCUCCUCUUCCUCCUCCGCCUCAUCCUCCUCCUCCUUCCCUUGUCUCGACUUCUUCCCAUCCCCCGACCUCCCGCCUUUUCACAACCCCUCGUCGAACACCAUUCGCCUCCCUCUGACCAUCAUCCCUCUCUUCACCCGUCUCUCCCACCUCUCGCUCUCACUCAAAACCAUCCCUCCCUCCCUCCUCCCCUCCGUCCCGUCUCUACAAUCCCUCACCCUCCACGUGUCAGACCCUGCUUGCACCGUCACCUGCUCCUCCGCCCCGUUCCGUCACCUCUCGUUACUGUCACAUCUGGAGCUUCAUCUGGGCCCUGAUUGGGCGAAAGCGUAUCCGGUCCCACGGCUCUAUGAAAACACGUUUUACGGGCUUCAAGAUUCUCUCACCUCCCUCGCUCUCACCCUCCCGUUUAUGGCACACCUCCCACUCUCUAUAUGGGAACUAACCGCUCUUCGCUGCCUCUCCAUCCGCAACCCGGCGUUCCACCCGGGCGUGCAGAGGCACGCUUACGUGGCAGGCGUGUCCGGGUUGCCGCAUUUGUCCUGUCUGCAGCUGCUAGGUCAUCCGGUCUUGUAUUUGGACUCGCUUCCUCGCUCCUCCCCUCUUCCCGUUCUGCCCAAGCUCCAAGUGCUGGUUAUUGGCAUGUACGUCAACUCGGGAGCUUCUCUCUCUUCCCUCUCGCAGUUUCUUUCGCUGCACACCCUCCGCUUCAAUGGCAUAUUCAACAGCUAUGGUGGGAUAGUUGACGGAACGGUGUCGUGCCCCCCGAACCUCCGAAGGCUGCAGAUAUGCGCGAAAGAGCUAACAUGUCUGCCGCGUUUCAUAUGGAGAUUCGCAUCGAUAAUUCAGCUGGACCUCAUGAAUUGCGCCAAGCUGAAGACGCUGCCUAAAAAUUUGUACUCGCGGUUUCCUUCUCUUCAGUGCUUGAGAGUGGAUGGUGGUGGCAUUUAG